AUGCCAAGCUACGCGAGGCUGCCACCGUCCGGGAUCAAGGUGAUCAUUGUCGGUGCUGGGUUCGCGGGACUCUGCGCGGCCAUCGAGUGUGACCGGAAAGGGCACUCGGUGAUACUGCUGGAGAAGGUUGUGGAGCUGAAGCCCUUAGGAGACAUCAUCAGCUUCGCAUCCAACUCGGGCCACAUCUUUGAGAGAUGGGAAGGCGUCGUUGACAAGCUCGAGCCUAUCAGCCACCAUAGCGAGGGACUGGAUUUCCACGACUGGAAGGGGAACUUUGCCACCAGGCAAACAUGGGACGCCGACAAGCAAUGGGGGAGACGGAUCAACGGCCACCGAGGCGAGAUUCACCUGGUCGUGUACGAGCAUGCCAGAGCCAGGGGAAUCGACAUUCGACUCGGCCAGCAUGUCACCGACUACUUCGAGACCGACUCGGAAGCAGGAGUCGUGGUAAAUGGAGAGAGACUGGCAGCAGACUGUGUGGUGUCCGCUGAAGGCGUCAAAUCUCCCGGGAGGAAGAUUGUAUUGGGCUAUGAGGACCGACCAAAGCCCUCAGGCUAUGCCGUCUAUCGCACGUGGUUCUCUUCCCAUGAACUUGCCAAGAACGAGAGGACGAAACAUCUGGUGGUGAAUGGAGAUUCGCACACUGGUUGGAUCGGCGAAGACAAACACUUCCUAGCAGCGGCCAUCAAGAAUGGAAAGGAAUUCAGCUGGGUGUUGACGCACAAGGACGACGCCGACAUCGACGAAGACUGGCAGUUCCCUGGGGACAGAGAAGAGGUCAGGCGGAAUCUGGUCGGCUGGGCGCCAGUCGUGCAUGACAUUGUAGACGCCACUCCGCCAGAUCGGCUCGUGGACUACAAGCUCGUGUUUCGCGACCCGCUACCAACCUUCAUCUCGCCCAAGGCGAGGAUCGCGCUGAUCGGUGACGCCGCGCAUCCUUUCCUUCCCACCUCGAUCCAAGGGGCCAGUCAGUCCAUGGAAGAUGGAGUGACGCUCGCAAUCACCCUCGAGAAGGCGGGCAAAGAAAACGUACCGCUGGGCAUUCGGGCGUACGAGGCUAUCCGGUAUGAGCGGGUGCACCGAGCCCAGAAAACGGGGGUCACAACGCGCGAGCAAUGGCACAAGGCCGAUUGGGACAAGAUCUGGAAGGACCCGAAGUCGCUGCAUCUCAAGCGGGAGGCAUGGUUGCUUGAUUUCGAUGCAGAACCCCAUGCGUAUGAUGUGGUCGAGGAUGUUUUGAAGAAGUUGAGCCACGGUACAGCCGUCAGCUCACCACCGACAGCGUGGCGGAGCCCAGAGACGAAUGGGAUCCAACCGGUGCGAGCGCAAGGGAAUUGA
Molecule: messenger RNA, 1338 nt
Organism: Capronia epimyces CBS 606.96
Lineage: Eukaryota; Fungi; Ascomycota; Eurotiomycetes; Chaetothyriales; Herpotrichiellaceae
Product: salicylate hydroxylase
Exons: 2
Coding region: 1-1338 (445 amino acids)
Biological process (GO): secondary metabolite biosynthetic process
Molecular function (GO): FAD binding; monooxygenase activity
Source: RefSeq, a predicted model, not a curated record